GAAGACAGGAAGGACACUCUGAUAAACACAGUAGGAAGCCAAGGGAACCAAGUGGAUGGCCCCAUGCCACAGCAGCAAGCCGCUGGUUGUUGGAGUCCUGUUGAAAGGAGAUGAAGAUGGUGGCAUCUUACAAAUCAAGGCACGGAACAGAAACGCCAUCCUUGCUGAGCUCCUACAGGUGGCAAAUAGUCCUCCAGAAUGGGGAGAAGGAGACGCAGUUUGACCCAAGUCCAGCAUUGGGACACAGAAGCAAACAGCAGAGAUGGAGGCGAGCACAAAGCCAGACAGAGGGUCAGCUUUCUCAGCACAGCACUGAGCAGAAACCACCUGAAGCCACCCGGCCUGCUGCCAAGAGGUCUGUCUUCCAGAGGGCUUUCUCUACCCCUGCCAAAAUGCCCAAGACCCAAGAAGGAGGUAGCAAGUUGAGUCUACGGAAGUAUUUGCGCUCUGUGUCCCACUGGAAGAACCAGGAAACUGCACUCCAACCAGAGAGGGAAACUGAAGAAGCAAGCAAAAGGGAGGAUUCCGCUGUGCCGACGACUCCAUCCGCUCUGGUGACCACUCGUGACGCUCCUCUCUGGGAUGUGGCCAGUGUGUCUCUGCUGGAUCGACAGUUGGUUCUCCUGGGCAGAGACGAGGAGAGUCUGCUCCAGAGCCACGAACGAGCCGGCAGUUCUGUUUCAGAGACAAGUUCUGUGUACCCUGUACUGCGUGGCCAGCUGCGUUAUGGUGAGUAGGCGUCCGCUGAUGGAAGCUGCUUCCUUGACUCACAGGUGCCCGGAAAAAGACCCCUUCAAGAGGCUUCCUCUGGGCCACAGCUGAGCAGCGUGAAGGGCCUGCUAUGGAGGCAUCUGAGAGACCGGAAAGAGCGGAUUCAAGCCAAGACUGGACUUGCUCAAAGCAGUCACAGAGAGGUCCUGCCUGGCUCAGAGCUCCUCCUGGACUUCAGCAGUGAGAAAGAUGUCUUGAUUCGCCCGCUUCACAGCAGCCUUCUAGGAAAACGAUACUGCUUUGAGGUCCUGAGCACUGGGGGACGCCUCUGGUUUGCUUGUGCAUCUGCCAUCGAGAGGACCCGCUGGAUGGAGGACUUGCGCAGAACGGUCCAACCCAGUAAGGACAACCAUGAGCGAACGGAACACAUGCUGAGCCUUUGGGUGUACGAAGCCCGGGACUUGGCCCCCAGGAAACCCUGCUUCUGUGAGCUGCACCUGGAUGGGGCCCUAUAUGCUCGCACCACAACCAAGCAAACCGGCUCCACUGGAGCUGUCUUUUGGGGCGAGCACUUUGACCUGAGGUCUCUGCCGCCGGCUCUGGAACUACAAGUCUGCCUGGUACAGGAAGAGGAAGGGCAAAGACACAAGGGCCGUCCCAUCGCCAGCUUGGCCAUUCCCCUCAGCGACCUCGCUGCCAUGCACCAGCUGCUGGAGAAAUGGUACCCUGUGGGCAGGAGCAAGUCCAGCACGCCUGCGCUCCGUCUGCGAGGACGCUACUGCAGCGUCCACGUUCUGCCCAUAGUGCAAUACAAGGAGUUUGCAGAAUAUCUCACCUUCCACUAUCAGGAGCUGUGUGCUGUGUUGGAGCACUCUCUCAGCGCCAGGGACAAGGAAGAGCUGGCCGGUGCCCUGGUGCGCAUACUGCAGAGCACUGGCAAAGCCAAGGCCUUUCUCGUUGACUUGGGCAUUGCAGAACUUGAUCGUUUCGAUGAACGAGAAGCGCUGAUUUUCCGUGAAAACACCCUCGCCACCAAGGCUAUUGAUGAAUACAUGAAGUUGUUGGGAGAGCCGUACCUGCUGGCCACACUGAGUGAUGUUGUAGCCCACCUGUACUCCUUGAAGAACAGCUGUGAAGUGGACCCCAGCAAGUGCGGGCUGAGUGAGCUGGCUGACAACUGCGCCAACCUGCAGCGGAUUUGUGAAGAGGUCUUCCAGAGGAUUGAUAGGUCCAGCCAUGCCUUCCCAUCUGAGCUGAAUGAGGUGUUCACCGCCUGGCAAGAGGAAUGCCAGCUGAGGGGCAAGGCCAGCAUUGGCCAGCGGCUCAUCUCUGCAUCCCUCUUCUUACGUUUCCUGUGUCCAGCCAUCAUGUCGCCUAGCCUGUUUGGCCUCACUCAGGAAUACCCAGACGACGCCACUUCCCGCACCCUCAUCCUUGUGGCCAAAGUCAUCCAGAACCUGGCAAAUUUUACCAUGUUUGGGGAGAAGGAAGCCUACAUGAGUUUCAUGAAUGAAUUCCUGGAGCGCAACUCGGAUGCCAUGACAGCAUUCUUCAAGCGGGUCUCAAAUCCUAGCAACACCAUCCCCUUUGCAGAUUAUGGGGACUCCACUGACCUCACCCUGGAGUUGUCUAUCCUUCAUUCCCUCCUCUGCAACAUUUUCUGCAGCCUAGAUGAGUGCACCCAGAAGAGGCUGGACCCUCUGCCCACCAUUCUGCAUGCUAUCCAGAAAGGAACCCCUGUGCCUGUGUCUGUUCAGCUUGGCCUCAGCACAGACCAAAGAGGGACAGAAAACCAGAAGCCAGGAUUUGUGCCGCCACGGGAACUAGGCAAAUACAACCCUCUGAUCAAGAGCCACUCCAUGAGCAACAUCCAGAAGGUCCGAGGCAAGGAGGAGCCGUUGGCCACUUUCCCCCAAACUAAGAAGAGCAAAGUGCAGCGCACCCAUAGCGUUCCCACUCAGACCAAGGGCACCCGGCAUCCGCGCAAGCAAGGCAGCACAGAGCGUGUGGCUAAAGGUCGGGACAGUGGCCCCUGGCCUGGUACCUUCCACCCAUGUGGCAGCGGCAGAAAGGACUCCUGGGAGCAUUCAAAGGGUCGUCUGACUGGAUCCCUGCCCCGAAAACCCACCGUUCCCUGGCUUCAACACUCAGAAGAGGCUGUGGCAACACAAGGCAGCUUUUAUGCAGUGCAACCACUGGAACAGUACAGGAGGCAGGCAAAAGAGAUAUGGAGGGAGUUGAUCUCAGUCAAGGAGAAGCAGCGACUUUGUGAGGAGCAAAUGGAGAGACUGACUGCCCAGAAUCAAAGGCUCAUAGAAGAGCAGGCCAGGUUUCAGGAGCGAGAAGAGGCACUCAGGAAGAAGCUGGAAGACAUGGAGAGCAUCUCUGCACAGCUCAACAGCAGGCUGGCAGCUGUGGAGAGCAGCUGGAAGAAGGAUUGUGAGAAGCUUCGAGGCACUGAAGAGAGGGCCAAAGAUCUGGAGCGCUGCUUGUCCCAAAUGGAGGGUUACCACGACCAGCUUCUCCAUGCCGUCAGCCAGGUCCUGGAAUAUCAAGGGAAGUGACCCGGUUCUCUGCAGCAGUUUCUCCACGGGACCGCAACUGGGAACGAGACCUAACAUGGGUUGCUUUUCACCCCAAAAUGGAAACUUCCUAAAAGGCUGACUUCCCAGCCAGAAAAGUGAUGGCUCUUCCUAAAUUUACUGCAGGCAGUCCCUUGCUCAGCCCUCUAAGGGGGACUCUUAUGCAAACGGCUUUAGAGGAGCAUCAGUUGACAAUCUGUCCAAUAACUCUUUCAUAUCCCCCUGCAAC
Molecule: messenger RNA, 3522 nt
Organism: Sphaerodactylus townsendi
Lineage: Eukaryota; Metazoa; Chordata; Lepidosauria; Squamata; Sphaerodactylidae
Gene: RASAL3
Product: RAS protein activator like 3
Exons: 19
Biological process (GO): regulation of GTPase activity
Source: RefSeq, a predicted model, not a curated record